AUGAAAAAUAUGAAUUCAUUCAUGAGGGAAUUAAAGCGUGUGUUUAAAAAGGAAAGUGAUAAUUCGUAUCAGUCUAUAUUAAAAAAUAUCAAAAUACAAAGCAUAUACACAAAUGAUAAAAUUAAUAAAAAGGAGCAUUAUGUUUAUUUUAAAGAAUAUGACAUAAAAACAAAUGAUUUGAAUUACUCACAUAUUUCAAAAACAAAAAGAUUGUUCAGUAUCGAAAGACGUAAAUACAAAAAUGCUAUUCUGUUUGCUACAAUCGGUUCCACCAUUGGGAUAGUUUCUUUCGUCUUUUUUGUAUCACCACAAUGGAAUUAUUAUACCUAG
Plasmodium gonderi is the source of this 330-nucleotide messenger RNA. RefSeq lists its product as hypothetical. The record is from RefSeq and is a predicted model, not a curated record. Lineage: Eukaryota; Apicomplexa; Aconoidasida; Haemosporida; Plasmodiidae. The transcript has 2 exons. The coding region runs from base 1 to 330 and encodes 109 amino acids.